Dendrobium catenatum is the source of this 1706-nucleotide messenger RNA. RefSeq names its product protein REVEILLE 8-like. Gene Ontology annotation, molecular function: DNA binding. The transcript is spliced from 9 exons. The record is from RefSeq and is a predicted model, not a curated record. The coding region runs from base 207 to 1301 and encodes 364 amino acids. NCBI's taxonomy places the organism in Eukaryota, Viridiplantae, Streptophyta, Magnoliopsida, Asparagales, Orchidaceae.
AUAGUUAGUUUGUGGUUGGCAUAGCUCUUCGCACGGCACACGUAGCCCUCCAUUCCGCUCUUACCCAAGCAACGCAAGGGAAGGCCACAUCUUUCCAUCGCUGGAAGCCACAAGUCCACACAAGCAGGAGAGAGAAGCAGCUGAGGGAACUCAUCGAAUCUGACGGUAAAGAGGGUUUUUUCUCGCGGAUUGCGGCGUCGAUAUCUAUGUUAUACGCUAUUCCGGCGGCCGAAGGCGGCGGUAGCGAGUUCAGAGGACAAGCAGGAUUUUCUGCGGACUCUUUUCAUCGUCAUCAUCAUCAGCAGCAGCAGCAGCAGCAGAAGGGGAUUCCUACAGGCAUGGUCUUCCAGGAGGUGCUCGGUUCUAUUACGACCUCUGCUGCGGCUGAGGAGACCUCGUCGGAGGAUCCAAACAAGAAGAUCCGUAAGCCGUACACCAUCACUAAGUCGAGGGAGAGCUGGACCGAGCAAGAGCACGACAAGUUCCUCGAGGCUCUCCAGCUGUAUGCCUUCGUUCUUGCUGUCUCUUUUAGGUUUGAUCGUGAUUGGAAGAAGAUAGAAGCAUUUGUUGGGUCAAAGACAGUUAUCCAGAUCAGGAGCCAUGCACAGAAAUACUUUUUAAAAGUUCAGAAAAAUGGAACAAGUGAGCAUGUCCCACCUCCUCGGCCCAAGCGCAAAGCUGCUCAUCCAUAUCCUCAGAAAGCUUCUAAAAAUGGUCACCAAGUGCCACAGCCUACAACUUCAUUUCAAACUUCCCCAUGUCUGCCUGAACCAGUCUAUACUCUUACAUCAGAUAGGUCAUCAGUGAUUAGAAAUUCUACAAGUGGAGCAAUUUCUUCAUGGGUCCCUAUUCAGCCUGUUGAAGCUUUACACACAAUAAAAGAAGAUGCUGGGCCUACAGGAAGUAUGUUGCUUAAUAAUAGUUCUAGCAGCAGCAGCACUGAAAACCCUCAAAGGAUAAGGCAAAUUUGUGAAACCACUGAUCAAGGGCAUCAUGUCCCAUCAGUUCGCGCUAUGCCAGACUUUGCUCGAGUUUACAGCUUUAUUGGAAAUAUCUUUGAUCCUAGCAAAAGAGGUCACUUGCAGAAGUUGAUGGAAAUGGACCCAAUUGAUGUUGAAACAGUUUUAUUGCUGAUGAGAAAUCUCUCCAUCAAUCUGACAAAUCCUGAUUUUGAAGACCAUAGAAGGCUGCUUUCCCUGUAUGAUGCCUGUGCGGAGGAAGGCAAAUCAAGCGGUACUAAGGGCAUGCUUAAAGCUGCCGAACCUAUAAAUGUCCCGUUCCUGGUGAAAGCCGAGCAAUAAUACUCUAUUAUUAAUGAAAUAAAUGUGAGCUGCCUUUAAUGGUGUUUACGCUUCUUGAAGAAGAAACCUCUCCGGCAUGCACUGUAUUUGCCUCUGUACAAAACUGACAGCCCUCUCGAAUGGUAUCUUUUUUGAAUUGUAUAUUUGUUCUUGAGGUUUAUCUAUGUAAAUACCGAGCUGCUUAUAGGGUAGAAGAGUAGAUAAAUAUAUGAUGCUUGUUGUAUUAAAAUGUUCUUUUUUCUUCUUGUUUAAAGUUUCUUGACAGUGUUGGGCUUGAAUUUAUUGUAGAGAGCUUUUAGCUUCUGAAUGUAGAUCUGUAAUCUUUUUUUUUUUUGGUUUUUUGGUUUUUUGAGUGUUAAAACUAUAUAGAUUUGAGCAAAAGAGAUUUGUUAAUAUUUUUAUCAA